Molecule: messenger RNA, 3227 nt
Organism: Megalobrama amblycephala (Wuchang bream)
Lineage: Eukaryota; Metazoa; Chordata; Actinopteri; Cypriniformes; Xenocyprididae
Exons: 3
Coding region: 581-1405 (274 amino acids)
Molecular function (GO): protein dimerization activity
Source: RefSeq, a predicted model, not a curated record
UGCCCAUUUUUUGGAAAAUGCAGUUUUAAAAAAAAAAAAAAAAAAUCACUUUAACCACUAGAUGGCUAUAGAGCUCCACUAUAUGCUAUUUGCUAUUUGACUACCUGAAAGAUAUCUUUUCACAAGUUGGAUUCAGUUGGAUUCAUAUCUAAACAUUAUAAAAUCACAAUUAUAACAAAAAUAAAAUUUGAAUUGAAUAGGCCACACAUUAUAGUUUUUUUUUCUUCUUGCACUUCUCACAUUCAGGGAGUAUGAGCCCAAGCCAGCAGCAGCAGCAGCAGCAGCAUCCGAUUCAGAGGACGAGGGAUCAGGGGAGGAUGAAGAAGUGUCAUUUACCGAUGUACAAGAAGUGCUCUCCACGGAACAAGAAGACCCAGGACACUUUACUCUCCCCCCUCACUUAAGAUGUGCCUCGCACACACUUAAUUUGAUAUCAACUGUUGAUAUUGAAAAAUGGUUGACAGUGACAAACAAAACAAUUUACAGAAGUGCCACUGCAAAGUGCUCUGCCCUCUGGACUAAGGCCAGCCGGUCUACAGUAGCUGCAGAGCUAGUGGAAAGCCUUUGUGGAAAAAAACUCAUGGUGCCUACAGUGACGAGAUGGAACUCUUUCCACAAUGCAGUUGCACGAAUAACUGAGAUAUCCAGACCACAGUUGACAACUCUCUGCAGUCAGUUAGGUGUACGAGCCUUUUCCGAGCGAGAGUACAAAUUCCUUGUAGAGUAUUGCACAGUCACAAAACCGCUUACAAAAGCUUUGGACCGUUUACAAGGGGAAAAUGAUUGUUAUUAUGGCAAUCUAUUACCGACACUGGAGUCUCUGAUGUUAAAGACCUUGGCAUUGCGUCCCGGCCUCUCCGAGAUGAUGGCAAAUCUGCCUGAUGUCAUAGUGCAGGCCAUCAAAACCCGCUUUGCUUCUGUUUUGGACAGUAGGGAGGGUCUCCUGGCUGCUGUCACUCUGCCAAAGUUCAAGAUGAGGUGGUUGAGGGAAGAGACCAGGAGAGAGGCCCUAAAGAAUCUGCUGAUAACAGAGUGUCGUGCUUCACCCCUGGCUGCCCCCCACAAUGAGGAGCAUGAGGUCAGGCCUCCACAGAUUAGUCCAGCAUCCAGCAGUAGUGAGGAUGACUUUUUUGUGUUUGAGGAAGAGCAGGAUUCAGGAUCUUUUGGCCCAGACAGGGAGGUGAUGGAGUACCUGAAGUCUGGGUCAGAGAUGGGGGUCCUAGACAACUUCCCCAGAAUUAAGAACUUAUCUUUAAAAUACAAUACAGCACCAGCAUCCAGUGCUCCAGUGGAGAGGCUAUUCAGCCUGGGAAGCCUUGUUCUCACUCCAAGGAGGAACAGGUUAGGAGACAAGCGCUUUGAGAGACUCCUCCUUAUGAGGUAUAACCACUACUUUGACAAAUAAGCUGACACAUUCAGAAGCUCAUAUUUUGCACCAGAAAAAUGCAUUACAGUAAAUGCCAACUGUAUUUUUCCUUUUAUUUACUUUGAGACUUCUGUAUUUGCUUUAACUCAUUUCAACAACCUACCUCUCCUCUGCACUGUGUUUUGCUUUUUAACAAUUUACCUCUCCUCUACACAGUGCUGGUAAGGCCAGUCUUUUUUAUUUAUGGAUAUAUUUUUUUGAGGAAGUUAAUAUUUUUUUUGUUUGUACUUGUUAAUCGACAAUCAAAUUGAUUUUUUGCACUAGAUGGUUUUUGUUAAACAUUGAGGAAGUUAAUAUGUUCUUGUACCAGGGACGGAUUACGUACCGGGCCAGCGGGGCCGCUGCCCAGGGGCCCUAGGGGUGCAGGGGGCCCAUGGGGCCCCUAGCCCAAAACAAUUUGCAACGCUUAUCAACAAUGUAUUUUCGUUUGUCUAUUUUAGAGGGCCUACAUUCUUUGAUCCUCUGCCUACAAGGGCCCCUGACCCUAUAGGGAGGGCGUUUGGCUGCCAAGGGCCCUUGAAUUGUGGUGGUUGUGGUGGUGGUGCUGGUGGUGGUGGGGGGGAGGUCGGUGCUUUCAGGGGGCCCCCGGCCCUGCUAUAGGAACUUUAAAGGGAAAUGGGUGCAUGGGAGCCUACUUUUAGAAGGCCCUCUUAGGCCCUCCUAUUAUGGUCCUGGCUUCUGGCUACCAGGGGGCCAUAUGGAGGAUGGGGGCUUUGGGGGCUUUUAGAGGGCCCUCUGAUUAUGAGGGCCCUUCUAGGAGGCCCUAGGCUAGGGAGGAGGGUGUAGUGUACCUUUAGAGGGCCAUCUGAUUACAAGGGCCCCUACCAUGGGGCCCCUGGCUUCUGGGGGGAGGGGAGGGGGGCGUGUUAACAGCCUUACAGAAGGCCCUCUGACUAGGGAGCGGUAGCAUGGUGGGAUGGAGGCGGUUAACCUGCCCGCUGAGUGGCCCCCAGACCAGUGUAGCAGUGUAAGAGUUUGACCAGUGUAAUCACUCCCAGGGCUGUAGUGGAGGCUAAACGCAAGUAAACACUGUUUACCCACCUCUGAAAUUUCAGAAUUAGAGUUUACCCACUUCUCAAUUGAUCUAAAUGCACAUCAUAGUAUAGUUUAUGCACAAAAUGUGAUCACAGAAUUCUUAUUUUACCACUACACCCCUGAUCACUCCGUUCUGUACGGGGAUAUGGUACACAGGUGGAUUCUGGCAUGGUUCACUAACCGUGGUUUCUGGCAUGGUGAUCACUAACCGUGCCCCAACAUGACUCUCACUGUACGUUCACACCAGGAGAGACCAAAGCGAACACGUCGCCAAGGUCGUUGAAGAAGCUUCGUUGUUGAAUUUGCUUUAUUCACUUUGUUCGCUCAUUGGAAUGUUUGAUUUAGCCUGUUACCGUGGGGCGUUGGUAAAUCUAUAUAUUAGAAUUGGUUUUCACCGAACCGCGUCAUAACUCAUUACAUAAGGUUAACUGACUUUUAACUUCUCUUUUUUGCUCUGGCCCGCCCAAUUCGCUUCGCUGCCAGUGAAUUUGCUUUGUUCGGCCAAUUCGCCGAGAAAUAAUGACUUUCGUCGCUCUGGUCUCUUCUGAUGUGAAUGUACGUGACAUCAAUAAUGACACUACAAAUAAUAAAUAUUUGAAUUAAUUUGAGAAAGUUGGUGUUAAUAACAGUUUUUUUCACAUUGGACUCCUUGCAAUGCGUAAAUCAUGGGGAGAGACCUAUCUUUUCCCAUGGUAAUAACCAGGCUGCUGAAUAGAAAUUGGAUGAUCAGGGGCGGAGCCAGACAUUGUAAACAUUCGGGGCUUAG